Molecule: messenger RNA, 4402 nt
Organism: Schistosoma rodhaini
Lineage: Eukaryota; Metazoa; Platyhelminthes; Trematoda; Strigeidida; Schistosomatidae
Source: the annotation of a GenBank genome assembly
GCAUAGCUCGUUUUUCUAGGUCGUGAUACAAUUGUUUCCAAAAUGAAGUUCUUUGCUACGAAAGCACCAAAUGAAGAGGUUUCACUAACUAAUAGGGUGUUUUUCAAUCCGAAAGAUUUUAAUGAAAAGCUUAGUUGUGUGGCAAUACACACUGCGGCUGAUAAAUAUGUAUUUCGUGGUGGUUCACACGAUCAUGUCCCUCAAGGAAAGGUUGCGUUCGGUUUGGCUCAGCGUAAAUGGGGCAAUAUUUCGGUAGAUGAACCUUUAGAUGUUCAACCAUACACAUUUAAUUUGGCUCGUGGAUGUUUAGCUUCUGCAGUUUUGGCUGUGGAUCUUAAUAAUAAAAAAAUGUCGAUCAAUGAGCCAUUGGAUUCAGAUCGAAUGGCUCUAGAAUUCAGCAUGCAAUUUGCAGAUACACCAUUGACCGUUGGUCAGCAUAUUCUUUAUCGGUUUAACAAAAUGACUUUCCUUGUUGAGGUUAAGAAAUUGUCAACUUUGUCAAUGGAUGGCGGAGAUGUUGACAAUAGUAAAAUUGGCAUGUUAACUGGGAAUACAGUAAUUCGUUGGAUGCCUCAACCAGAUUCUAAAUUAUUGUUGAUUGGUAAAGCUGCAUUGGAUGACGAUGGAGCUAGUUCUAUCGGAGGUGGUGGUGGCUAUCAUAGUAUCAUCAAUCCAAAUUGGGAUUUUAAUCAAAUGGGUAUCGGUGGAUUGGAUAAAGAAUUUUCGGCUAUAUUCCGACGAACAUUUGCAUCACGAAUGUUUCCUCCAGCAGUUGCAAAACAAUUAGGUUUAAAACACGUCCGUGGUAUUCUUUUAUACGGUCCACCUGGUACUGGUAAAACACUAAUGGCACGACAAAUUGGUAAAAUGCUUAAUGCACGUGAACCUAAAAUUGUCAAUGGUCCAAGUAUAUUAGAUAAAUAUGUUGGUGAAUCUGAAGCGAAUAUCCGUAAAUUAUUCGCUGAUGCUGAAGAAGAAGAAAAACGCAUGGGUGCUAAAUCUGCAUUGCAUAUUAUUAUAUUUGAUGAAAUUGAUGCGAUUUGUAAAUCACGUGGAUCUACAGGUGGAGGUGCUGGUGUACAUGACACUGUAGUCAAUCAGCUACUAACUAACCUGGAUGGAGUGAAUCAGUUAAAUAAUAUACUUGUCAUUGGAAUGACUAAUCGACGAGACAUGAUUGAUGAAGCACUUUUAAGACCUGGACGUUUUGAAAUGCAAAUGGAAAUCUCUUUACCAGAUGAAGAUGGUCGAUUGCAAAUCCUAAAUAUACAUACAUCGAAAAUGCAACAGGCUGGUAAAUUGGCACGUGAUGUUGAUUUGAAAGAAUUAGCGGCUAAAACAAAAAAUUUCAGCGGUGCUGAAAUUGAAGGCUUAUGUCGUGCUGCAGCAUUCACCUCAAUGUAUCAAUUAAUAAGUCCAUCUGGGAAAACUCAGUUGGAUCCUGAUGCAUUUGACCGAUUGUUAGUAAAACGUUCAGAUUUUCUAUACGCAUUGGAACAUGAUGUUAAACCGGCUUUUGGUGCUUCUGAAGAAGAACUCAGUUGUUAUGCUCCUCGUGGUAUUAUGAUGUGGGGUGAGUCGGUAUCACAUGCACUAGAUAUGGGUCGACUAGCUGUGUCUGCAGUAAAGGAACCAGAUGUUGAAACGUACAGACCCUUAACUUUGUUAUUAGAAGGUCCACCGAAAGCUGGUAAAACAGCGUUAGCUGUUGAGAUUGCACGAUUAUCUGGAUUCCCGUUCGUCAAAAUUGUUACGUCACAUAAAAUGAUUGGAUUCACUGAAAUGGCUAAAUGCGCUGCAAUGAAAAAGAUUUUUGAUGAUGGUGCCAAAUCACCAUUAAGUGUUGUGAUUGUUGAUAAUAUUGAAGGUUUAAUUGAAUACAAUCCAGUUGGACCAAGAUUUUCGAAUUUCAUUGUUCAAGCAAUACGUGAUUUGGUUUCGCAACCAUUGAAAGCGGUUAGUUAUUUGAAUAAUUAAUUACUUUUAUAUACUUUUUUCUAAGUGCUCAUACUUACAUUUAAGUAGUAUCAUUUUUAGAAGGUGGUGUUGGUCUUUUUAAUCAACAGGUCAGUUGUUUGUUUUUGUGUUUUAUGCUUUUUACAUAUUUUCGUUUUUAUUCCCUUGAAAAGUGCGUUCGCAUUGCUUUUUCCAGGGUCGUCAUAUGUUAGUACUGGCUACAACCAGUUGUCGUGAAGCGUUAACAGAUCAAAAUCUUACUCAAGCUUUUUCAUGGCACGUCCAUGUUGCUAUGCUCUCAAGAUCCGAGCAUUUAAUUGCUGCGUUAGAAGAGGAUGGACGUUUUACAUCGAAAGAACAACAGAUUAUUGAAAAAUCUUUAUCGGGUCGUCGUUUAUGUAUUGGAAUCAAGCAUUUGCUUGAUUUGAUUGACCUAGUUUCGAAAGUAAGCAAUGAUCUUGUGAUUCAUACUUUUCUAAGUACAGUUAUCUGAUUUUACUCCGUAACUUUAAACUGGCAAAAAUAUAAUUCAUUGAUAUAUUUAUAAUUCACAUUUUCCGCUUCAUAUAUCCAUGUGGUGAGUUAAGCGAGAUUAUGAUUAACCUUCAAAGCAAUAUAAACAGAGCUGGAUGGUGGUUAGCAGAAAAAUCUAGAACGCGCGUUUCGUCUUAUUUUGGAUGUACUUGCAUUCAUCAGUCAAUAGGAUUAAAACAGUUAUUCAAGUGUAAAUUUCUCUAUUGACUUUUAAUCAGUAUAAGGUGAGAUAUAACUUAAAAGUAGGAUUUUUCAUAAGAAACAAAACAUCACGGUCUACGAUGAUUGUAGGGAUUUUUUUGUGAAUAUUCAUUGAACUGGUAGUGUAUUAGCUUCAUCAGAAAUCCGAUAAUUCACCACUAUAACGUCUGAAUUCGACUGACAAUUAAUUAUACUGUGCCUAAAACUCAAUAUCGAUUUGCUGUGUUUGCCAAAUAACCCUAAAUCUAAACAUGGUAUUACUCACCUUGUAGUUUCACGGUGCCAGAGCGAUUUUUUAAAGAGACCUAUGAUCAUGACUAGUGCCAAUCAUGGUUGUUAUUCAAUUGUUGUUAUGACUUACGUUUUUUCAUUUCUCUUCAUAUCUAUCAAGCGGAUAAUUAUUUGGAAUACAUUCAUUGAUAAAUCUGUAAUCUCACUUCAUCUUAUUGAGAGUAAAAUGUGGUGAAUUUAUAAUUUAUGAACGACCUUUGAAUGACGAUGAAGUGAACUUGAAAAUAUCCACCUUGUCAAUGUUAAAAGAGGGAUUAAGAUUAGAAUUUAGAGUUAGUGACUAACGUUAGCAAUCGGAGUUAGGGUUUUUGUCACGAACUGACAUCACCUGUAGUGUUUAAAUGCUAUAUAACUGCAUGGAGGAAGGAGUUUUCGCGCCAAUAUAAAAAAGGUGCUAUCUUUAAUUUCAUUGGUUCGUCCAUAAACUUUAGUCUUGGCCAAAAAAUUUUACAAACGUUACAUUUUAUUGGACAGAAUGCGUAACUUAUCUCUGUGAUCAUUUUACUAAAACAAAUAAAUCAAUCAUUUAGGCGAGACAAUUUAUCUAUUAGAUAGUAAAAACGAUUCUUAACGAUGAGAUGUAAAGAAAUUCUUCAAAAAAGAAGAAUAUUUAAUUACUCUAAAACGCCUUGAAUACAAAGGACUUUGUAUACUUAAUCAAUAUAUAAAGCAUUUCGAAUUGUUUGUUUGUUUUUUCUUUUCUUCCUAGAACGAUCCAGAUCAUCGAGUUGCUGCAUUUCUUGCUAAAUUAGAAGAGGUUGGCAUUGUCGAUGAAUAGUAUUUAUGACAGUUUGCUGCCGUCUCUACAGAUAUUUAUGAUCAAAAUGGUUGUGUAUGCCAAAACAAGAAGAGUCUCAAUUCCACGAUAUAUAUGUAUAUUCUAUUGUUGAAUUUGUUUAUUUAUUUUAAUCUUUAAUCAUUCCGUGAAUAUUUAUAUUUUCCUCAAACUAUGAUUGUUAUAUAAUCACUUGAUUCUUUCAAUUCAUUUUUUUCUUGUUUUUUUUUCCUUCUGAUAAAUUUAUUGUCAUUAUUUCACAGUUCAUAUUAUAUGCAAAAUUUACCUGGUUACUCUUGUUCUCUUAGAGUACCCUACGCGUUAUUACGUAACGUCUUACGUAUUCAUCAUUGACCAUCAUUCGUAACACAAUUAUUAUUAUUAUUACUAUUAUUAUUUAUGCACGUGGAUGCGUAAUAUUUAUAUAUAUAUAUACAUAUUAGUGUGGUUGUGUAUGAUUUUUGUUUCCCACUAUGCAUAUUACAAUAAACGUUUAUUUACUUCUCACUCAUUCCCUUCAACAACAUACACAAAAUCAUGAUGAGCCAGUUCAGAACAGACAUCGUGAUAUAAUAAAAAUAUAUUUAUUUAAAUCAUUUUCCUUUGAAUUUGUAUCUUCACAGAAUGAAAAUAUAUUUGUUGAGU